Penicillium digitatum Pd1 is the source of this 279-nucleotide messenger RNA. RefSeq lists its product as uncharacterized. Gene Ontology annotation, biological process: defense response to fungus. Lineage: Eukaryota; Fungi; Ascomycota; Eurotiomycetes; Eurotiales; Aspergillaceae. The record is from RefSeq and is a predicted model, not a curated record.
AUGCAGAUUACCAGCAUUGCCAUUAUCCUCUUCACCGCAAUGGGCGCGGUUGCCAACCCCAUCGCGACCGCGUCGGACGAUCUUGAUGCCCGAGACGUACAGCUCAGUAAAUACGGAGGACAAUGCAGUCUGAAACACAACACGUGCACGUACCUGAAGGGUGGAAGAAACGUUAUUGUCAACUGCGGUUCGGCUGCCAAUAAGAGGUGCAAGUCUGAUCGCCACCACUGUGAAUACGAUGAGCACCACAGGAGGGUUGACUGCCAGACUCCAGUUUGA